AUGCCCGCCUCCAUCUCCCAGGCCCUCUGGGAUGCCCGCAUACCCCUCCACAUCACCCAUCCAGCCGCGCCCAACACGCCGUUCAUCACCAGCAUCCCGCGCUUCUCCUACCUCGCGCUGCUGCUGCCGCGCCUCUCCGCCUUCUUCGACACGCCCUGCUCCAGCUUCCACUUUGAGCACGUCCUUCUGCGGAACCUCGCCGCCGGCCUGCUCGUCGACCUCUACCGCCCGGCGCUGCCCUGGCGGCUCGUCGUCAACGACGGCGUGAGCUGGGACAUUUCCGACACCUUUCUCAACGCAGCCAAAGAGGCGGACUUUAUCCGCAACGGCAACGCGAACCAGAUCAUGAAAAUGUCCAAGAGCGACACCACCCAGCUCUGGCACGCCGUCAUCGACAACGACUACGCCGCCUUCUCCCGCAUCAACAACCGUCUGCUCAACACGCCCACCGCGCUCAAGCAUGUCCCCAUUCGCAUCUACCUGCCCCUGGCGCCGGCAAGCGGCGGAGAUCCGACCGCGGCGGAGGCGCCGCACGGCGGGGACGCCUCGUCCGCGGGUACCUUCAAGAUCAUCCAGUCACUCGUACAGCCGCUCGGCGCUGACCGCAGACCGAGGCUUCUGGGCCAGGCGCUCAAGGAGACGAUGCCGAAGCUGUUCCCGAGCAGCAGGGAUCCGGUCAUGGCAAACCUUCUCCUUCACGGCGUCGCGGUGCCGUUCAACGCCCCGCUGCCCGAGCUCAUGAAAGAAGCCGCCUAUCCUGACGGUUGGCUAAGUUUUGUCGUUGUUGUCUUGUGA
Molecule: messenger RNA, 795 nt
Organism: Cordyceps fumosorosea ARSEF 2679
Lineage: Eukaryota; Fungi; Ascomycota; Sordariomycetes; Hypocreales; Cordycipitaceae
Product: autophagy protein 5
Exons: 2
Coding region: 1-795 (264 amino acids)
Biological process (GO): nucleophagy; autophagosome assembly; C-terminal protein lipidation
Cellular component (GO): phagophore assembly site membrane; Atg12-Atg5-Atg16 complex; cytoplasm
Source: RefSeq, a predicted model, not a curated record